AGACAGUUUAAGGUCGCACGUACCAUCCAUCUUCUUCUUUCUUCAACCCCACAAUCUCUCUAAUUGAAUUCCUCCAAAUGAAACCUCGCGGAUUGCCAGCGUGGCAGGCUCAUCCCCUUUAUAUAAAUACAAAUCUCCAUCAACAUAACUAACCCACCAAUCUCAUCAUCAUCAUCAAAUUCAAUACACAGAACAAACUUUUGUUCCCUCCAAAACUCGAAUCCAAUCUUUUCAGCAAUGGAAACUACAAAAGCAACCAAGGGAGGAGCCAAGGGAGCCGGAGGAAGGAAAGGCGGAGACAGGAAGAAGUCGGUCACUAAGUCCGUCAAGGCUGGACUUCAAUUCCCCGUGGGUCGUAUCGCUCGAUUCCUCAAGAAGGGAAGAUACGCCCAACGUACUGGUACCGGUGCUCCCGUCUACCUAGCUGCCGUUCUUGAAUACCUUGCCGCUGAGGUUUUGGAAUUGGCCGGAAAUGCUGCACGUGACAACAAGAAAACAAGAAUUAACCCUAGACACGUUCAAUUGGCUGUGAGGAACGAUGAGGAAUUGGGGAAAUUGCUCCACGGUGUUACAAUCGCCAGCGGUGGUGUUCUUCCCAACAUUAACCCAGUUUUGCUACCGAAGAAGACUAAGUCUGCUGAAUCUGAGAAAACUGCAACUAAAUCGCCCAAAUCUCCCAAAAAGGCCUAAAUGCAUUAAUGGGAAAAGCUAGUUGAUAUGUAAUUGAAAUUAGGUCUUGAUUUGGUUUGUUGUAGAGAUUACUGCUUUUCGUUUGUUUUCUUUUCAAUCGCUUUAAAGAUUGUAUUUUUAGUAUUAGGUUGUACCCUUUGCUAAUCCUUUUUGGUUUGAUUAAUGGAAACUUACCUAUAUUUAUCAUUACCAUAA
Cannabis sativa is the source of this 885-nucleotide messenger RNA. Its product is annotated as histone H2A.1-like. NCBI's taxonomy places the organism in Eukaryota, Viridiplantae, Streptophyta, Magnoliopsida, Rosales, Cannabaceae. Gene Ontology annotation, molecular function: DNA binding; protein heterodimerization activity; structural constituent of chromatin. The record is from RefSeq and is a predicted model, not a curated record. Gene Ontology annotation, cellular component: nucleosome. The coding region runs from base 238 to 690 and encodes 150 amino acids. The transcript has a single exon.